Molecule: messenger RNA, 3799 nt
Organism: Mytilus californianus (California mussel)
Lineage: Eukaryota; Metazoa; Mollusca; Bivalvia; Mytilida; Mytilidae
Product: death-associated protein kinase 1-like
Exons: 16
Coding region: 163-3411 (1082 amino acids)
Molecular function (GO): protein binding
Source: RefSeq, a predicted model, not a curated record
CCUGUGUUCAUUACUAAUCGAACUGAGGCCUUUCAGGGCAAAUAGGCGUUUUUCUCACGUACUGCUCAGAAAGGUCUGCGAAAGUGCAAUAGAUGUUCUUGUGUUGGAUGGAAAAAAUCACACCAUGUUUGUAGAAUGCAUUUGUACCUCAUUUAGGAUAUAAUGGAAAAUUGGAACGAGAAACUUAUAACAGCUGCUAAUCGUGGAGAUGUAGAAGCCUUAAAAUUAUGCCUACAAAAUGAUGCAGACAUUGAUUAUCAAACGGGUAGAGGAUUAACUGCAUUAAUGUGGGCUGCCAGGGGAGGACACCUGGAGGUAACUCAACUACUCCUUGAGAAAGGAUGUCAAAAAGAAACCACAACGGAUGAUGGAAGUACAGCUUUACAUUUUGCUGCACAGUAUGGAUAUCUACAGGUCACAAGAUGUCUAGCAGAAGAAGGAGGUAUCAGUCCCUUUGUUAAGACAAAUCGGCGGGGUAAAACUCCAUAUGAUUUAGCAGCAGCCAGACUUGAGAAUGAUCCAAGUAACAAAGAAGUAAUGGAAUACUUGCAGUCUCUGAUGUCAAAAGAUGGGCAAGAUGUCAGCCAGAACACCUCUGGGAAGAUACAGGAAAUACAAACAGUUGAAGAUCAAGUUCCAACUGAAAUAAAACUAAUGACUGACAAAAGAUCUGUUGAAUUGUACCUUAAAUUACUUGAGUCAGGCUCUGAGAAAAAGAGAGACAUACGUUUAGUUAUAGUUGGGAAGAAAGGUGCUGGAAAGACCUCAUUGAUUAAAAGAUUGUUUGGUGAAGAUAGUACAGAUGUUACCAGUACAAAUGGCAUUGAAAUUCACAAAAUUAAAUGCAAAGCAAAAUCGGAUGAUGGAAUAUGGAAUAAAUUAGAUAGAAACUAUGAAGAAACUGAAACGCAUGCAAGACUAUUGAAAGAAUAUGAGGAAAAACUUCAUGACAAAGGAACAAAAGAAGAACCAAUAGAAUCCCACAUUGCCAUUAAGGAAAAUACACCAGCAACAUCUUUUGAUGAGUCAAAGAAAUCAGGGACAGUACAGUACCAACAGCCUGAAAUGAUAAAAUCUCGAGAAGCAACUAAACAUCAAACAGAACCUCCAGUAACCACCCAGCAGCCAAACCAAUCAUUUGAACAAGCAGAAAGGGAUUUUGAAACCAUGAUUUACGCUGAAUCUGUUGAUUUACAUGACAAAGAGGAGUAUGCUACAUUACUGUUAUGGGAUUUUGCAGGAGAUGAAGAAUUUUACCACACACAUCAAACAUUUCUCUCCCCAGAUGCAAUUUAUUUUGUUGUUACAAAACUCAAUGAGGCUGAUGACCCUAAUGCACAAGAUUUAUUCCGAUUAUGGAUGGACUCAAUACAUUGCUACAGUAGACUGGAAGAGGACAAAACUAAUUCUGAUGAAAACAAAAGAAUGUCAGAUGAUAUUGAUCCACCAGUAGUUAUUGUUGGCACUUGGAAAGAUGCUGUGAUCGCGGAACCAGAAGAAUUGGAGGAGGCAUGCAGAAAAAACCUUUUAAAGUUUGCUGAGAAUUUGUCAGAAGAUGAACGUGGACAUGUGAGGUGUGAAUACCUUAUUUCUAAUAAAGAUGAUGAUCACAGUGUAUUCCAGCAAAUACGACAAGACAUUGUGAACUUAGCCAGAAAAAUGAAAACGUGGAACAAAGACUAUCCUUUAAAAUUUAUUCAGCUGGAAAAAAUACUUCAAGAGAAAAAGAAGGAGUUACCGAUUAUUUCCUAUCAUGAAAUUAAGCGCAUUUCUACUGAUACACCCAUGCCUUUAAAUGAGAAAGAACUGAGUUUAUUCCUGGAAUUUCACCAUGAAAUCAGAGCUUUAGUUUAUUUCAAAGAUCUUCCCGAUUAUAUUAUUCUAGAUACACAAUGGUUGUCGGAUGCUUUUAAAUGUAUAGUAACAGCAAAAAAAUUUCGGGCUAUUAAUAUUAGAAAUCAAAAAAGAUGGGAGGAAUUUUACAACAGAGGCAAAUUACAUAAUGAGGUUAUAGAAGAUAUUUUCAGAAAUGAGACAAACAUUUUGAAUCAACAUAAAGACUAUAUCCUUAAAGUAAUGGAGAAAUAUGAUAUCAUAAUCCGUCCAACUAUAUCAGAUACAAAUGCUGCUGAUAAAAAACCUCGCUAUUAUGUACCGUGCCUCAUUAAAGAUAAACAUGAGUGUGAUAUAUACAAAAUGUUUAAUGUGGCAGAAGGCAUCUGUAACAAAUCCACUUGGUUGUGUUUCAAGUUUAGGUUUCUACCACCACAUUUGAUAAAUCAUUUGAUUGCUGCACUGUCCCGGACGUAUGAAGUUGCAGAAGUUGCCUCUAAGCAAAAGAAAAGGCAAAUUGCUCUUUUCAAAGGCUUUGCUGUAUUUGAGUUACAAAAGACCUCAAAGUUACGAAAAUUACUUGUAAUGAAAUGUCCAAAUGCUAUUCAUAUUCAGGUUUGGCAAUUUGGGAAACAAAUUGAAGGAGGUUUUUACAAAUACAUGGCUGACUUUGUGACGGAGGAAAUAAUCAAAAUAAUAAGUACAAGAUUUAAGAUGUCUAAUGUCAAAUUUGAGAAAAAGUGGGAAUGUGGCCAAACAAAACCAGAGUCUGUGACAGGAUCUUAUGACUUUAGUGAAGAUCAGGAUUCAAUAUAUUACUGUGAGACAUGUACUACUAUACAUGAGUUCAUUGGUGAAUGGUCAGAUCUACAACAGGUACAAAGUAGAGGACCUUAUUUGUCAGAGAGUUCUGAAGAUGUUCUAAGAUCGAAUCCUUGCACAAAAAGCUCCAGUAAAAUCCAAACUACUGCUACAUCCACCAAGGUACGUGUUCAUGUCCAAGCUGGUAAGAGAGUAUUUUCAAAUGUCAAUGAAAAGGCACCAGGAACAGCCAGUUCGGCAGUGUUCACCAAAGAGGAAAUCAAUUUUACAAAGAUGGGAAUGAUAGUGCUGAAUAUUCUUGCCGAUGCUUUAUAUGACCUAUUAAAACAAGAUAAACCAAAUCUACGUCCAAGAAACGAUUGUGAUAUAACAUACUUAUACAGUGAGCACAGGAAACUUAGUAAACAUAUUCCAAGUAAUUCAAGCCACCGACGAUGUCCCCCUGGACCAUGGGGUGGGAAUUGGCAAGAUAUUCAGAAUACAGACAUAGCUAUUGGGGAUGAUAUAGAGCGUAUUAGACUUACAAGAAAUGAACUACAACACUCUCAGAUAUUUAAACUUGAAGAUAAACGUUUUACUGAGUUAAGUAAUAUAAUAAGUGACCUUUUAAGACGGUUUAAUCAACAUAACAAACCAACAAGGCUGUAUAUAGAUGUGCUGAAUGAGAUUUUGGUUAAAACUAUUUCUGAACAAGAAGUGAAAUCAAUUGAAAAUGAAAUAUUAGGGAUGACGAUUGAAGUUGAAAUUGAACACUAAAUCAAUGUUCCACCAUAAUAGAGAAAUAAACUCAUCUUCACAAUUUUUAUGGAAAACAGUUAUUUAUACACAUUAUAAGAAAUACACAUACUACCAUAGCAACAGAUUUGUAGAAGACCAAUACUUUUUGGACACAAGGCAAUCAUCUAUACGUAAUUCUGUUAAUUAAAUAUGUUAAAAUCAGAUUGAUGGAAGGAAAUGGCCAAGAUGAAAAAGUGGACCAAAGUGAAAAUAUUAGACAAAAGUUAAAGCUUAGACCAAUAUUGGACUGUUUAAGUGCUAUUUUUAAAAUGUAAUCACAUGUAGCAAAAACUGUAAUGUAGAUUUUGCCAAUACCAUAUUAAUUAUAUAAUCAUUAUGUACAUAAUAUUAAAUAUCUGUUUAUAAA